Austrofundulus limnaeus is the source of this 2166-nucleotide messenger RNA. Its product is annotated as EF-hand and coiled-coil domain-containing protein 1. Lineage: Eukaryota; Metazoa; Chordata; Actinopteri; Cyprinodontiformes; Rivulidae. The coding region runs from base 80 to 1771 and encodes 563 amino acids. The record is from RefSeq and is a predicted model, not a curated record. The transcript is spliced from 9 exons.
GAAGACAAGGUGUUCAGAAACAGAACCUCACAGCUCACAGGUUCUGUCUGCUAACCAGGAGGACAAACAGCCGCUYACCAUGGAGCGCGCUGCUUUGCGCGCGCAGCCGACGCGUCAGAGCGAGUGGCUCCGGAGCGUCUUGGACCACUACCACUGUCCGGACCCGUGCGCGGACAACCAAAUCAUAGUCCUUGCUACUGGAAUAGACCAGUACCUGCAGGAGGUCUUCCACCACCUGGCCUACCCGAACCAGAACGACACGGUGUGCGCGGAGGACUUCCGCGCUCUCUGCGCCGCGCUGGGACUCCCCGGAGCGGAGAGGGGACAGAAUCCCCUGGAUCUGAGAGGACCCGGGGACCAGGAGCAGAUGAAUGAAGAGUUUAGAGAUACAUGCCUCGCGCUGCCAGAAAAACUCUCUUUUAAAGAUUUUCACGCGCGGCUCUGCGGGUUUUUCCGCGUUCGCACUGCGCGCUCGGGCGCCGGGGAGUGCGCAUGGCGGCUGCCGGUUUCUGAGGAGACGGAGCUGGUGGAGAGGCAGAUCCAUGUCCGGUGGCCGCGGGUCCGCAGGAGAAAGUGUGUGAGUUUUGAUCUGACCCGGGAUCAUCCGGGACCAAAGACCAGACCCAAGACCAGAACCACUGAGGAGCCAGAUGAGGCUGCAGCUCUCAGGGAGCUGGUGGAGGACCUGCGCUCGGCUCUGCAGGGGAGUGAUGCUCGCUGUCUGGCCCUUGAGGUGGCCCUCAGACGUGGAAGGAGCCCCCUCCCAGCAUCUUCCAAUGCCCUUGUGCACCAGAAUCUGGUACCGCCUGCCAGACCUGAGGGUCCUCAAACAGUGGAAACAAGGAGGGCCCAGAAGAAAUGGGACUUCGGAGACCCUGUCCUGAGGGAGUUGAAGCUGAUUCGUUCGUCUCGUGACGGGCAGCUGGAGGAAGCCAUCAGGUUCAAUCAGCAUUUGGAGGAGGAGCUACAGUGGGCGUACCAGGAGGUGCACAAACUGCAGGGGKUGGAGUUUUCUCUGAGGAUGGAGAACUCUCAAAUCAGGAAGCGGGCACAGGAGGCUCGUGAGGCUCUGAGGUUGGGACUGCAGAGGGUUCGGCUGAUCCAGGAACAGGCUCAGUCUGUGCCACAGCUCCAGUCCAGGAUCAGCCAGCUGGAAGACGAGCUGCUGCAGUGCAGAACUGCUCCUGCCCCUCAGCUCAUCAAGUCUGAAGACGCCUGCAGGAGGACGAUUGAGGAACUGGAACAAGAUGCUGAGUGUCUGCAGAGGGCAGUGGAAGGAAGAGCUGCCUCUGAUGAAGACGAAGAUGACAGGGAGAUGAAGAGACUCAUGUCACAUGUCUGUGGGAUGAGAUGUCAGAACAACACAGAUUCUCACGGUCAUCUGCAGGACAAAAGACACAGCAGCAGGAGGGACUGCUGCAGCUGGACUGGACACAGGACAGCUGUCUCUGGGAGGGGGGAGAGACUUCAGGACACAGAGGACAAGAUGAGGCUGCAGGAGGCAGAGAAGACACAUUUGUCUCUGCUGGAAGACAAACUGACCGAUUCACUCUCACUGCUGCUGCAGCUGCAGAAGAAGGAUGUCUCCCACAGAGUCAUGGAGAAGAUAGUAAUGGACAGUCUGGAAGUCUGCAGCAAACCUGGAGCUGGCACAGUCCUACAGGCUGAUGAUGCCUUCACUGUUCACCUGUCCUCCAAGGACCUCAGAGACAGGGGUGGGGGAGCAGAGCAGAGAGAAUCCUCCACUUUAACCGCAGAUCAGCAGUGUUAACAGCUAAAUCAACUGCAGUUCACUCAGCUAACAAAUAUUUCUUAUUUAUGUUCUCUGACUCUGGUAUAUUGAUUUCAUUUUACCCACAUUAUUUAACCCUGUCUGAUGUUUCGAAUCUGUUUGAAACUUUUAAUUUUGUACAGAGAAUUUCUUUUUAUUUAUUUUAUUUAAACAAAAGCAUUUGUGAAGCCAGCCUCAUUCAUUCUGAAAUGUGUUCACUCAGACACAUCCUACCAUCCUUGUGUACAAACUGCACACAAACUGCAAACAAACUACACAGUGGCAGUAAGAGGAGGAGGGGCUCAGUCUCAUUAACUACAGACAUUAGCUUGUAGCUUCUCCCUGUUGCUUGUUGUCAGUUGAAAUAAAAGCAACCAUCUGAAGAAUCUAACAAA